Messenger RNA from Aaosphaeria arxii CBS 175.79, 548 nucleotides. RefSeq lists its product as uncharacterized. Lineage: Eukaryota; Fungi; Ascomycota; Dothideomycetes; Pleosporales. Bases 119 to 487 code for a protein of 122 amino acids. The transcript has a single exon. The record is from RefSeq and is a predicted model, not a curated record.
CUUCAGCACACCUGGGUCAGCCCGUUUCUUCUCUGUAAAUUCUUUCACCCAACCCGUCCGGCAUCAUGGCGUUUUCCUUUUCCUCUUGGUUUGCCCACGAAAUCAUGAGUUUCUUUGAAUGGGUGGCAACAAAACCUCAAGCCAUUUAUCGUGUACUAUUUCCGUCUUGUCCCAAUGUCUUUCUUUCUUUCUUGACUUCACUUCUAUUUUACCGAGGAAGGAAAAGUUGUUUCUAUGUGCGUAUAACGGCGCGUGUGAACGAUCUCUUUGGACAGGUUUUUGCAUUUGUUUCAACUCUCUUGUGCGCCUGUGCUUGUUGCAUGACGAGGCGGAGCAGAAGAGCAGAGUAGGGAAAAAUCAACAACACGAAUGGGGGGAAACCAGAAAAGCAUGCGAGGGACAACAAAAAAAAAUGGCAUUAAUUACCUUUCGAAUAUUUCUUACUUUCUUGCUCACGAUACGAAUGAGACUACGGGGAAGAGAUUAAAUGGGUCGAUGAGAACGACAUGAAAUACAAUCAAUACCCCUUUCACGUUUUCCAAUAGUAC